This is a messenger RNA of Fulmarus glacialis (Northern fulmar), 730 nucleotides long. Its product is annotated as LETM1 and EF-hand domain-containing protein 1, mitochondrial-like. The record is from RefSeq and is a predicted model, not a curated record. Gene Ontology annotation, biological process: intracellular monoatomic cation homeostasis. Gene Ontology annotation, molecular function: calcium ion binding. Gene Ontology annotation, cellular component: mitochondrial inner membrane. Lineage: Eukaryota; Metazoa; Chordata; Aves; Procellariiformes; Procellariidae. The transcript has 4 exons. Bases 2 to 586 code for a protein of 194 amino acids.
CAUGCUGAGUGAUGCUUGCACCAAGCUGCAGGAACAGAAAAAAUCACUAACAAAGGAAAAGGAGGAGCUUGAGGAAUUGAAGGGUGAUAUCCAGGAAUAUAAUGAGGAUUUGCAAGAGAUAAAAGAGCUCUCUAAAACUGGCCAGGAAGAGGUAGUGGAAGAGUCAAAGGCAAGCAAGCGAUUGACCAAGAGGGUGAACCGAAUGAUUGGUCAGAUAGACAAAAUUAUUAAUGAAUUAGAGACAAAUCAAAAGACAGUGGAUGUAAAGCUGGACGGUGGUGAUAGUCCUUCUGCUGGGGAGAAUCUCAUUAGUAUUGCUGAGCUAAUUAAUGUGAUGAAACAAAUUCAGAAGAUUCCAGAGGAGAAGCUAACUAGGAUUGCAGAGGCACUAGAUGAAAACAAAGAUGGCAAGAUUGAUAUAGAUAAUGUUGUUAAGGUAGUAGAACUGAUUGACAAAGAAGAUAUUGAUAUUGGCACCAGUCAGGUUGCUGAGAUUAUGGCACUGCUUCAAAAAGAAGAAAAACUGGAAGUAAAAGAGAAAGCAAAGGAAAAGCAUGAUAAAGAAGCUGUGGAAGCAAAGAAUUAAGCUUCAGAAUCUGAAGCUAAUCCCAAUUGUAACCAAAACCUUGUAUAUCUUUCUGUGUCUAAUGGCUACAUAUUACUUGAGCUUCGUCAUUAUGGGAGGUGUUUUGAGCUGAUUCUAGUAAUAAAUCGUAGAUAUGUUUUCUGA